This is a messenger RNA of Solanum dulcamara, 1756 nucleotides long. Its product is annotated as serine/threonine-protein kinase RIPK-like. The coding region runs from base 197 to 1486 and encodes 429 amino acids. Lineage: Eukaryota; Viridiplantae; Streptophyta; Magnoliopsida; Solanales; Solanaceae. Gene Ontology annotation, molecular function: ATP binding; protein kinase activity. The record is from RefSeq and is a predicted model, not a curated record. Gene Ontology annotation, biological process: protein phosphorylation. The transcript is spliced from 5 exons.
UUUGUAUCUGGUAUAGAGAGCAGUUGGGUAGGAAAUAUUUGAAUAUUAUUAGCUCUAUUGCCCUCUCUUCUUUUCUUGCUCAUCAAUCAACAAGACAUUUUUCUAUAUAAACCUGCAAUUCUUUUCAAGGCAUUUAAUUUCUCUGAGAGAAUAUUGAACAUCUUUCAUUUUUAUUUCAAUUGAGAUAAUUAAAGUGAUGAAGAUUACGUGGGAAUCUAUAGUUCCUAGCUGUUGUAAAGCCGAAAAUCCAACGCCAAAGCCAAUUAAGGAGAUAAAAUUAGUGACGAAACAAAGUUCAUUUCAUAGGAUUUCAAUUUCUGAUUUCAGCGGUUCGACGAUUUCAGAGGACUUAUCAAUAUCUCUAGCUGGUUCAAAUCUUUAUGUUUUCAAUCUUCAAGAAUUGAAGGUGAUUACUCAGAAUUUUUCUUCGAGUAAUUUCCUUGGUGAAGGAGGCUUUGGACCAGUUCACAAAGGUUUCAUUGAUGAUAAACUUAGACCUGGUCUGAAAGCUCAACCUGUGGCUGUAAAGCUUUUGGAUUUAGAUGGCACUCAAGGUCAUAGAGAGUGGCUGACAGAAGUGAUAUUUCUGGGGCAAUUGAGACAUCCACAUCUGGUGAAGUUAAUCGGAUAUUGUUGUGAAGAGGAACACAGGCUGUUGGUGUAUGAAUACAUGCCCAGAGGCAGCUUGGAGAAUCAACUCUUUAGAAGAUAUUCUGUAUCACUUUCAUGGUCAACAAGGGUGAAAAUAGCACUUGGAGCUGCAAAAGGCUUAGCUUUCCUCCAUGAAGCUGAAAAAUCGGUCAUAUAUCGUGAUUUCAAGGCUUCAAAUAUUUUGUUAGACUCUGAUUACAAUGCCAAACUUUCAGAUUUUGGACUUGCGAAAGAUGGUCCAGAAGGAGAUGAUACGCACGUCUCCACCCGAGUCAUGGGAACACAAGGCUACGCUGCUCCUGAAUACCUCAUGACAGGUCAUUUGACUGCAGCUAGUGACGUAUACAGUUUUGGAGUAGUACUAUUGGAGCUUCUAACUGGCAGAAGAUCGGUAGAUAAAAGCCGUCCAAACAGAGAGCAAAAAUUAACAGAUUGGGCAAGACCACAAUUGAAAGAUCCCCGAAAACUACAUAGAAUAAUGGAUCCAAGGCUAGAAGGUUUAUAUUCAGAAGAAGGGGUUCAAAAAGCAGCAUUAGUAGCUUACCAAUGCUUAAGCCACAGGCCAAAGGCUAGACCAGAAAUGAGCACAAUUGUGAAAACAUUUGAAUCAUUGAAGGAUUAUAAGGGUAUUUCAACCAUGACAUUUGUGUAUAUAGCUCCAGUUGAAGACAAAGAAUUGUGCAAAGAAAGUCCUCAAAGGGAAGUGAAGAAAAGAAAUACUUAUUCUCAUCAUAGAAAAAGUCGCCAAAAUUCAACAAUUAAUUACCCAGAAAAGGCUCUACACAACAAAUUAAGUCCAAAUUCACCAUUGCGUAAUGAUUUCCACAGAGCUUAAUAUUGAAGACAAAAUUGUAUAGGUCCAGGUAAUACAUCCACAUUUUUCUUUACCUGAUAAUAGUUUAAGACAAAACGAAAAAGCUUGAUUUUUUUUUUCAUGAAUGUAUUUAUUAGAAGUUUUUGUUUUAAUCAUGAUAGAGAUUUGUUUAGCAGUUGAGCAAUUCGGAAGAAAAAUCAGUGUUAGUGAAGACAAGGCAGAUGUCAACUUUGUAUAUGUUACACAUUUCCUUUUGGAGUUUUUAGUAAUAUAUACAUACGCUUUAAUUCA